AGACUUCCUAAACACCGAGCGCAGCCGCUGCUCUGUUGACACUCAGAGCGGAAAAAAGGGCUUCACUUCUGCUCCUCAUUUGUCAAAAGGAGCCAGUUCUCAGAUUAAACCACACAGUUAUCAGUGAUCUCACCAUCUGAUGCUACGUCCUGUCUCCGUCGUCAUGGCGACUGUGCAAGCCCCACAGCUUUGUAUACAGGGCCAGUGAGGAGGCCUGAUGUCCUGUUCCCCUUGUGACUGCCAGUGAAAUACAUGCUGCGUACACCCCGCGCUGCUCCCUAAAGUUUCUGACAUGGAGGAGGAGGGCCGGGUGAACGGCUUCGGCCUGAGCCUAGGGAGGAGGCGCUCGGACUGGGGCAGCAUCGCCCUGCUGGACAAGACCAAGGAGUUCUUCCAGACCUGCGACGUGGAGGGCAAAGGCUUCAUUAGCCGCACAGACAUGAGGAGGCUCCACAGACAGCUGCCUCUGUCUGCAGAGGAGCUGGAGGACGUGUUCGACUCUCUGGAUACGGACCACACGGGUUACCUCACGCUGGAGGCAUUCUCCUCUGGAUUCAGUCAGUUCCUGCAUGGCCGGAGGAUCUCUGUGACUGAUGAGCAGAAUCCGGCCCUCGGCCACGGCAUUAGGGCCAAAGAAGCCCUCUAUCAGAGCCAAUGGGAAGCCAAGCUGUCGGGGGUUGAUAGUGAAGAGGAGGGACACUUCUGUAUGCUGCUGGAGAGCCUGGGGGCCAGUAACGUAUUUGAGGAUCCAGGUGAGGUGCGCAGUCUCUGGGCUCAGCUCCGGCGGGAUGAGCCUCACCUUCUGUCCAAUUUCGAGGAGUUCCUGACCAGGGUCACACACCAGAUCAAAGAAGCCCACCAGGAGAAGAAGGAGAUGGAGAGCGCCCUGCAGAGGAAGUCUGCAACACAUGACAGUGAGAUCCGGUAUUUAUACGAAGAGAUGGAGGCGCAGAUAAAAAAUGAGAAGGACAGGCUGAUACUGAAGGACUCUGAGCGUCUUCAGCUGCGCAGCGUCGACCUGGAGCACCAGCUGUCUUCAAAAGAGAAAGAGCUGGAACAUAUUUUCCAGAAGCAGAAAAGGUUAGAGCUCCAGUGCCGAGAGCUGAACAGCGAGAAGCAGGAGAGCCACGUGGAGAACGUCAAGCUGAAGAUGACCAACGACGAGCUGUCCCGAGCGCUAGAGAACACCAGCCAGGAGCUGGGGCUGGCCCAGGAUCAGCUGGGCCUGCUGCAGGAGCAGGCCGCCCAGCUGCAGCAGGAGAAGGAGAUGGAAAUGUACAGAGUAACUGAGGGACUGCAGAGAGAGAAGCAGAGCCUCAUGAAGCAGCUUGACCUCCUCAGAGAGAUGAACAAACAUUUAAAAGAUGAGCGAGACAUAUGCCGAGGCGUGCCUCGAACGUCCCUCAGAAAGAAGCAGAAACAGAGAGCGGGCCUCAACAAUAUGUUCGAUGACAGCAGCCAGCCGCCCAAAAGAGCCCCACUGUUUGUGGACGGGUCCUACCAGUCUCUGGAGGCCUUGCCUAUAGAGCUCCUUCAAAUCGUGUUUGUUGCUUCCUCCUCCUGUAGCGAGGACGACACCCCUAGCCCCCCUUCCACUGUAAGCACCUCAACAUUUCAACGCCCCGCAGGGAGGAAAAACUUUGGCUUAGCUAACGGUUACGCCCACCCCGCUCCACCCAAAGCACACGACGUGAAGGCAAAGGCCAAAAAAUCACCCGGCAAGAUGGCCGCCACAAAGCGAGUUACGGGGAAAGAGAGGGAAAGAGCAAAGAGAGUGGACAUCAAGAAGAAGACGGGGAUGGAGGACGAGGUUUUGGACGCCCCCCCGGACGGGUGGCCCCUCCGGAGGGUCAUCUCCAUCGAGGAGGACCACCUGCCCCACCUGCUCCUCGGGGGGCCUCAACCUUUACUGCACCAGCUCAGUGAGGAAGAGGACGAGGAGGAGGAGGAGGAGGAGGAGGAUGAGGAUGAGGAACCUCAGAGGGACAUUGAAACUAGUGUUGUCAUAGGAGAAGGCCUCUCCGCCAGCCCAUCCUCAAAUCCUGUGUCAGCAGUAGCAUCAGUGAGGAAAUCCCGCUUUACCCGCGCCAAAAAUACGCCAAUGUCUCCAAGAGGACAGCCCGUGGGGAAGGAGACCCAGCAAAAUACCCAUGAAGCCCCCCUGUUUGUCCCGGACCGCCUGUUUAAAGUGGUCCUGGUGGGGAACUCGAGUGUUGGCAAGACGUCUCUGCUCCGCUCCUUCUGUGAGGGCCGCUUCCACCCCUCCACCACUGCAACUGUGGGGGUUGACUACAGUGUGAAGACCCUGACCCUGGACAACAUGCAGGUGGCCAUGCAGCUGUGGGACACGGCAGGGCAGGAGAGGUACCGCAGCAUCACCAAGCAGUUCUUCAGGAAGGCAGACGGGGUGGUGGUGAUGUUCGACGUGACGGUGAAGGAGAGCUUCAAGGCCGUCAAACCCUGGCUCACCAACGUCCAGGAGGCAGCAGAAGAAGGGAUCCCCAUCCUCCUUUUGGGCAACAAGAUGGACAUGGAUGCAGAGAGGGAGGUGUCCUUCAAAGAAGCCGAGCAACUGGCCUUCGAGAACAAGGUGAUGUUCUCUGAGGUCAGCGCGUACACUUCUAAGAACGUGACAGAGUCCCUGACGCACCUGGCCAGAGUGCUGAUGGAGCAGGAGGACAGGGUGAGAGACACCACAGUGGUUCUGAGUGCUCAGCCCGUGAAGAAGAAGGCCUGCUGCAAGUGAAGGGGACACUCAAUCUGCCAAGUGCUACAUCACUUUUUGCCGUGUUGUAAGACAGCAAUGAAAUCAUUGUUGGACUUUAUCGUAGAAGGUCUUCUAGCAAACCGUCUUUUUGGCGCAAACUUGAAGAACUGCUGUUUUAAUUAGGCUCAGAGGAAGACUUAAUUGAUAAUAAGGUGCUUCUAUUUCCUGUAAAUAAUGCUGUGCUGCCUAAUCACAGUAGUGCUGUCUAUAAGAUUUAAAAUGGAAAUAUAUUCUGUAUAAUAAUCACUUUUAAUCU
Trematomus bernacchii (emerald rockcod) is the source of this 3023-nucleotide messenger RNA. It is a transcript of the gene cracr2ab, whose product is annotated as calcium release activated channel regulator 2Ab. NCBI's taxonomy places the organism in Eukaryota, Metazoa, Chordata, Actinopteri, Perciformes, Nototheniidae. Bases 293 to 2746 code for a protein of 817 amino acids. Gene Ontology annotation, molecular function: GTP binding; GTPase activity; calcium ion binding. The transcript is spliced from 18 exons. The record is from RefSeq and is a predicted model, not a curated record.